Messenger RNA from Ylistrum balloti, 1242 nucleotides. Its product is annotated as TWiK family of potassium channels protein 7-like. The record is from RefSeq and is a predicted model, not a curated record. The transcript is spliced from 2 exons. Gene Ontology annotation, biological process: potassium ion transmembrane transport; stabilization of membrane potential. Gene Ontology annotation, cellular component: membrane. Bases 1 to 1242 code for a protein of 413 amino acids. NCBI's taxonomy places the organism in Eukaryota, Metazoa, Mollusca, Bivalvia, Pectinida, Pectinidae. Gene Ontology annotation, molecular function: potassium ion leak channel activity.
AUGGGUUUGAAGGCUCGUGAAGGAUGCUGUAAGAAUGUGAUGAAAUUCUUAUUUUCUCACGUUGGGCUGUGUGGAAUGGUAGUUCUUUACUGUGUAGCGGGAGGUUUCAUCUUUGAACAUCUUGAGAAAAAUAACGAACAACAAAUAUGUUACGACUCGAAGGAGGAAUAUGAACCAAUGGAGAACAAAACCCUUACGAACAUGUUAAACGUCAUCACCGAGAAUGACGGAAAUCCGGAUAAAUCUGUCAUGACAAUUCAGCUCCGAGUUUUACUGGAGACAUUUCGGGACAACAGUAUCGCAAUAGGAUAUGACGGAAGUGUUUGCGCAGAUUACGGAAAGGCGGACGGUCCAAAGUACAAGUGGUCCUGGCCGGGAGCUCUGUUCUUCUCUGUUACCGUCAUCUCUACUAUAGGUUACGGACACAUUGCGCCUAAGACAUUCUGGGGCCGACUGGUGUGUAUCGCCUAUGCUGUCUUGGGCAUCCCUCUCAUGUUACUGUGUCUGGCCAACAUCGGGGACGUAUUAGCAGAUAUCUUCAGAUUCAUUUACGCCAAGAUAUGUUGUUGUGGAUGCUGCAGACGCAAAGACAAAACUAAAGUCGUACAGAUCAAACCUGUGGCCAAGGAACCGGAAGGAGCAUGGCGAAGCGACAAAACUGGAAACAUUGUAAUUCCAAAAGCACCGCCCAUGCAACACGAGUUUAGCAAGAUACCUCCAAAAACACCCGACAGCAUGAAGGGUAUGACAAACGGCCACCCAGAUGACGUCAAACCUGUCCGAAUCAUUCCAAUGGAUGUUAAGUCGUACAACACUAAGCACGAACCCCAAAGACCAAUGCCUGUACGUAAUGAUCCUGCUCUUGACGACGACAGCGAUGACGAAGAUGACGAUUUCGACGAGAAAAAGAUCACGGUUCCACUUACCGUAACUAUGGUUGUAAUUGCUGGAUACAUCUUCGGUGGUGCCGUCCUCUUUGGAUUGUGGGAGAGCUGGGAUUGGCUGCAGUCUGCUUACUUCUGCUUUAUAACACUCAGCACAAUUGGCUUCGGUGACGUAGUUCCAGGAACUGAUUUCGACAAUCCCCAGGCGCAGGCGCAACUCGUUCUUGGUGCCAUCUAUGUCCUGUUCGGAAUGGCGAUCUUAUCCAUGUGUUUCUCUCUCAUGCAGGAUGAGAUUAUCGCAAAAUGUAAAUGGGUUGGACAGAAAUUGGGCAUCUUAGAUAAAAAUGAUGACGAGUAG